GGGACCCGGCCAGUACCUCCUUGUUCCUUGACCUCUGUAUUGACGAGAAGGAGAACAAAUUCAACUGGAACAAAGAAGGGUUAACUACAGACGGGUGGCGUAACGUGCAUAAGAAAUUCAGAGAAAUCGGCAGCGGUCGAUUUACUGAUAGGCAGAUGACCAACAAGCUGCAAACAUUGAAAAAAAGAUUCAAGAGGUGGAUGGAUCUGCAAAAGCGGCACAUGUGGCCAUCGAAGUGCACGAGGCUACUGGGCGAGAAUGGAUGGAAGCUAGUUUGAGGGACCCAAGGAGAUGCUAUGAGAAUUUCCGUAUGAACAGCGAGACAUUCCAUAAGCCAUUCCAUAAGCUGCAUACAAUUCUAGUUGUCAACCAUGGGUUGCAGUCCACUCAAGAGUUCGGGUCCAUAGAGGCUUUAGGCAUGUUCCUAUGGGCAUGCGGGCACAAGCAAUGCAUGCGACAGGUGAAAGAAAGACUUCGUAGGGCAUUGGGAACAGUAAGCCAGAAGUUCGGGGAAGUGCUGCGUGCUAUGGUGUCGUUUGCAGAUACAGUUAUUAUGCCAAAGGAUCCUACUUAUAGCACAGUGCAUCCGGCUUUGCGGACGUACUCACCUUUGUUCGACGGAUGCAUAGGCGCUAUAGAUGGAACACACGUACCUGUGUGUGUCUCUCGGAGGUCACAUGAUGAUUACCUCAACAUGAAAGGUUGGCCAAGCCAGAAUGUUUUAGCUGUAGUUGACUUUGACAUGAGGUUCACAUUUGUUGGAGUGGGGAUGGCGGGAGCUGUGCACGACAUGGCGGUGCUAAGGGAGGGGUGGACGGCUCGAACAUUCCCUCACCCACCAUCAGGAAGAUAUUAUUUGGUGGACUCAGGGUAUGCCAAAGAGCGUGGGUAUUUGGGACCGCAUCGCCACAACAGGUACUGGAAGAAGGAGUUCAAAUAUAGGGGUCCUGAGCAUUUGCAAGAGUUGUUUAACUACCAUCAUUCGAAACUGCGUAAUGUGGUUGAAAGGACAUUUGGGGUCGCCAAAAAUAAGUGGCAAAUGUUGAAAGGUAUGCCAAACUAUCCUACGGAGAAGCAAUGUGGAAUUAUUGUGUCAUGUUUUGCACUGCAUAACUUUGUACGGGAUGAGAAUGCAUGGCCAUCGACAGCCGGUCCGAUGCUGGUACGUCCACUAAGUGAGUAUUCUAAUCAGUGGGUUGAGUCAAAUGCGGAAGAUGACAUGGCAACUCUCCGUGAUUGGAUUACUACUGGACUUGGAGUAAUGGGGUUCGGGUAUGUGAGUUUAAAAAAAGAUUCAGAUUUUGAUGUUGGUAAAAUUUGAACAAAUGUAUGAUUCUGUUGUGUGCUGACAAAUUUGUGAACCAGGCUCAGAUGAUCUGCAGUGGAACCUGGAAUGAAGGAGAAGCACAGGACAAUGUUUAUUUUGGUCCCUACGGUUUCAUGAAGGUGCAUGUGCCUGUAUGUUGGCUUAUUUUGGUACGGAGGGGUUCAUGAAGUUUGGAUUUGCGCAUGUAGUGCAUAAUGCACAACCACUUGGUAAUUUGGUAAUUGACUGACCUUCAUUCGGUUGUAUGAAUACAUGAUGAUAAAACUGGUAAUCUGGC
Molecule: messenger RNA, 1604 nt
Organism: Panicum virgatum (switchgrass)
Lineage: Eukaryota; Viridiplantae; Streptophyta; Magnoliopsida; Poales; Poaceae
Product: putative nuclease HARBI1
Exons: 3
Coding region: 263-1321 (352 amino acids)
Source: RefSeq, a predicted model, not a curated record